AUGGUAACAAAGAAGACAGCGAGGAAGAGAAAAUGUAAAUGCAUUUGUGAUAAGAAGGAGCUGUUGAAGAGGAUAACGGGUAACCCACAACCGUUGCCAGUGACGGAGAUAAACAAAAUACGCCUAAAUCUGUUCACCGAACGGAACUCAGACGGCAGUGGACAUUUAGUCCUGCGAGGGAAAGAUAUAUACGAUCGAUACAAGAGACGAAUUCGCGAUUCGGACAUAACCGCCAUUUACCGGUACGUCAGGGAAGCGCCGAGACGAAUAACGAUAAUAGAUUUGUGUUACAACGAAAUAACCGAUAUCGGGUUCUCCAAACUGUUGAAACGACUGCUGAUAAAGGGCAGGUCGAGCGUGACAGAGCUGAACAUAAUGAACAACAAUUUAACUUUCAAGUCUGCGGAGUCCCUAGCGGAGUACGCGAAGUAUAUCAAGUUGAGGAAGCUGAGGAUGAACGGCAACGACUUGGGAACGGAGAGCGGUACAUUCUUUGCGAAGCUCUUCAGAGGGAACGACACUAUAGAGUGUUGCGAUUUGGGCGAGACCAGUCAGACGCUGACCAGUCUUGCGGAGAUCGUGGCGGCCUUUAGGAGCGAUGACGACGGGAAUACGACUGUUAAGAUUCUCGAUUUAAGCAGACUGGUACCACUGCUCGAUCGCUACCCGUACGAAAGCAAAUGGCUCGCGUAUCAUAUAGAACUGUUACUGGAGAGAAACUCCGUUGUGACCGAACUGCAUUUACAGAAGUGCCAACUUAUAGCGCACGAUACGGAGUAUCUGAUCAGGGGCCUAUACAAAAAUAAGACAUUGCUCCACCUAGAUCUCGGCUUUAAUAGGAUAGGCGACUACGGGGCGGAGCUGCUGGCCAAAUAUCUGUCGGGGAAUCCCCAGUUGUUGGUUAUAAAUGUUGCCGGUAACGACAUUGGAGAUAUCGGGGCUAGGCGU
Messenger RNA from Iphiclides podalirius (scarce swallowtail), 948 nucleotides. Lineage: Eukaryota; Metazoa; Arthropoda; Insecta; Lepidoptera; Papilionidae. The record is from the annotation of a GenBank genome assembly.